GGAGGAGGAGGACAGGAGAGGAUCCAGACUUAGAGACGAUCAGCAGCAGGGUGAAGGGUGAUUAUGGUGAUGAUGAUGAUGAUGAUAGUGAGCUCUGAGAGCUGGAGAGAUCAGCUCCAACCUGGCAGCUCUGAACUGGAUUGGUGUGAAGGAAAUUAUCUCAUCCACCCCAACAUUGCUGAAUUCUACAACACGAUCAGUAAUGUGCUGUUUUUCAUCCUGCCUCCUCUCCUGAUGCGCUUAUUCCAUCAGUAUGCAGUGAGUUAUAACCGUGGGAUUUAUGUCAUAUGGUUCCUGUUCAUGGUUAUUGGCAUGGGUUCAGUGUAUUUUCACGCAACGCUCAGUUUUAUUGGUCAGAUGUUGGAUGAACUUGCGAUCCUCUGGGUGCUGAUGUGCGCUUUAGCGAUGUGGCUCCCGAAAAGACUCCUGCCUAGAAUGUUCCAGAGAAACAGGAGUUGCUUUAAGCUGCUGGUGGUUCUGCUGUCUAUCGUCUCCACCUGUUUGGCCUUUGUGAAACCGGUGCUGAACUCUGUGUGCCUCAUGACUCUGGGGUUCCCCUGUACGGUUCUUCUCAUCACCGAACUCCACAGGUGUAAGAACCCAAGUGUGUUUAAACUGGGUUUAAUCUCAGUUGUGUGGUGGACUCUCGCUCUUCUGUGCUGGGUCAGUGACAGGAUCUUCUGUGAAAUCUGGUCCAGCAUCAACUUCCCCUACUUACACUGCAUUUGGCACAUUCUCAUCUGCUUGGCCUCGUACCUGUGCUGUGUGUGUUUUGCAUAUUUCGAUGCUGUAAGUGAGGUUCCAGAGAGAGAACCGGUGCUUCGGUUCUGGCCCAGUGAGUGCUGGGCUUUCAUCGGUGUUCCUUACAUCACUCUUCUCAACACACACCGAAAAUCCUGUAGCAAAACACUGUAAAGUCUCAGGAACAGUGUUUACAUGGUGGAGUGUGAAGAUGUGAAGCAGCAGUGACAAAAUGACAUGGAGAACUCAGACAUGAGAAUGAUGCAGGAUGAAGCAGUUUACCUCAGACACCAGUUUCUCCUCAAAACCCCAACAGAUCAGCAGAUGCUUUAAACAAACAAUUAAUAUUUGCUAAUGCUGUUUAAUAUUUUUGAAACUAUAUGUUUAUACUGUCAAUGAUAAUCACUUCACUGUACAAAUUUUUUAAAAUCAUUUUUAACAAAUAAAAUGGUAAUAUUUCCCCCCUUGUUGAUUAAGGGAUAAUGAGUGAAUUAGUAAAUAGAGAUUAUUAUAAUUAAUUUAUUAUCUCAUCUCAUUAUCUCUAGCCACUUUAUCCUGUUCUACAGGAUUGCAGGCAAGCUGGAGCCUAUCCCAGCUGACUAUGGGCAAAAGGCGGGGUACACCCUGGACAAAUCGCCAGGUCAUCACAGGACUGACACAUAGACACAGACAACCAUUCACACCUACGGUCAAUUUAGAGUCACCAGUUAACUUAACCUGCAUGUCUUUGGACUGUGGGGGAAACCAGAGCACCCAGAGGAAACCCACACCGACACAGGGAGAACAUGCAAACUCCACACAGAAAGGCCCUCGUCGGCCAUGGGGCUCGAACCCGGACCUUCUUGUUGUGAGGCGACAGCGCUAACCACUACACCACCGUGCCGCCCAUUAUUAUUAUUAUUAUUAUAUGAACAUUCCUGUUCUGUAAGAUGUAAACUAAUUUUUUGUGUAUGAGAGUAACACCACAAAGACUGAU
This is a messenger RNA of Neoarius graeffei (lesser salmon catfish), 1717 nucleotides long. Its product is annotated as alkaline ceramidase 2-like. Gene Ontology annotation, biological process: ceramide metabolic process. Lineage: Eukaryota; Metazoa; Chordata; Actinopteri; Siluriformes; Ariidae. Gene Ontology annotation, molecular function: hydrolase activity, acting on carbon-nitrogen (but not peptide) bonds, in linear amides. Bases 64 to 915 code for a protein of 283 amino acids. The record is from RefSeq and is a predicted model, not a curated record. The transcript is spliced from 6 exons. Gene Ontology annotation, cellular component: membrane.